This is a messenger RNA of Dracunculus medinensis (Guinea worm), 666 nucleotides long. NCBI's taxonomy places the organism in Eukaryota, Metazoa, Nematoda, Chromadorea, Rhabditida, Dracunculidae. The record is from the annotation of a GenBank genome assembly.
UUAGCUUCUUUUCCUAAUAAUCAAAAUGCUUCAGUUAGCGCUGAUAUUCAUAUAAUGAUAUCAAAUCAGAUCAGCCAGUUUCAAUUUAAUGAACUUAUCGGAGAAAUUGAGCUUAAUCGUUUAGUCAGCACCUCGUCUAUUUCGUUCACUGCAAGCAUAAAAUUCAAGAUGAAGAAAGGUAUUUUGUUUUAUGUUGGUGACAUUUGGCUUUUUCUAAGUGUAUCUUUACAGACCACAAGCCUUUGCGAUAGUAAUGAGUUACAAAUGGUCAUAUCAUUGAUAUACAUUCAUACGUCUUUGAUUAGACAGGUUUGCACGAUAUUCGUGCCAGCUUUAACAUUACUGCAGGUACAUUGUAUUCCACAGUGUAUUUUUUGCCGUUUCUUUAAAAAUAGCGAUGACUUUCUCAGAAUGGAGUUGUAUGCAACACUAGAAUUAAAUUUGUUUGAAGCGAUUUGUGUUUACUGUCAACUUCUACUCAAAAUUGAACUUUCUUCAGAUCUAGGAGGCUUGAACCUUGAAUUUUUUCUACAGCAAGUCAAGGACAAUAAAAGUAGGACAGGUUCUGUAAUCUGCGGAGCCGAAAUUCGAUUCUUGGAUAAUUGGUUUAUGCACGGGUCUUCAGCACUUCAGGGCGCUAAAGGAAUGAUUCAGUUCGUGACCUGA